Acanthopagrus latus (yellowfin seabream) is the source of this 1251-nucleotide messenger RNA. RefSeq names its product calmodulin 1b (gene calm1b). The transcript has 6 exons. Bases 123 to 572 code for a protein of 149 amino acids. Gene Ontology annotation, molecular function: calcium ion binding. Lineage: Eukaryota; Metazoa; Chordata; Actinopteri; Spariformes; Sparidae. The record is from RefSeq and is a predicted model, not a curated record.
CCUCCCCCCAUUCUGGCCACGGCCAAUAUACACACUCCUAUCCCGCCAGUGGAACUCCAUCUAAGGAACGACCACACUCCUAGUCUGCCUCCACAGACCAACAAGCACACAACUCAUCCGACAUGGCUGACCAACUAACAGAGGAGCAGAUCGCAGAGUUCAAGGAGGCUUUCUCCUUAUUCGACAAGGAUGGCGACGGCACCAUCACCACCAAAGAGCUCGGUACCGUCAUGAGGUCGCUGGGCCAGAACCCCACAGAGGCCGAGCUGCAGGACAUGAUCAACGAGGUGGACGCUGACGGUAAUGGAACCAUCGACUUCCCCGAGUUCCUGACCAUGAUGGCCAGAAAAAUGAAGGACACAGACAGCGAGGAGGAGAUCCGCGAGGCUUUCCGGGUAUUUGACAAGGACGGCAAUGGCUACAUCAGCGCCGCAGAGCUCCGUCACGUCAUGACAAACCUGGGCGAGAAGCUAACGGACGAGGAGGUGGACGAGAUGAUCAGAGAAGCAGACAUCGACGGAGACGGACAGGUCAACUACGAAGAGUUUGUACAGAUGAUGACUGCAAAGUGAAGCUUGCCCGCCCCGUCCUGUCCCCUCUUAGAAGAAACAAACAAAAAAAAAUCAAAAAAAAAAAAAAUCAAAUGUUUUACUUACCUCUUGGAGAAAAAAAAAUGUUCAUUUAUUCAUACUGUUUCUGUAUAGAAAAUAAUUGAAUGUUGAAAUAAAAUAUCCUUCUGUCCACACAGGAAAAAUAUACAAAAAAAAAAUACAUACAAAAAAUAUUCUGCAUGAAAAAUGAUGGUUAGUGAUCCUGUCCCCUCCCCCCGGAGAUCAGUUUAGCAUCAGUACUUAACAAGUAAAAAUAAUAAACAACAAAACCCUGUAACUACUACCUUCAGACUCAAGCAAAAGCAUCUGGCGAACUCCUUCCAGUUCCAUUUGCUAGUGGUAAAUGUCUGAGCUGGCCAUCUCUUCUUUCUCUCUGUUUUCUGUUCUUCAUGCAUGCAAGCUUGAGACCGGAGCACUAACCCCCUCCCCGCCCUCCCCCGUCCCUCCUCCGGGCUACCAGAGCGUGCUGAUUCCACUAUAAGCUGUCCUCUUGUUGGUUUGGUACAGUUUUUUUGUAUUUGGAGAGGAACCCUGUACUGUUAAAGAUGAGAGAAUAUAAUACCAGGUUCUAACUCAAGCGUUGAAGUGGAAUGGGACUUAAUUGUAUGCUAGAUAAAAAGAGUAAAAAAAAAAAAAACAA